Molecule: messenger RNA, 1170 nt
Organism: Encephalitozoon intestinalis ATCC 50506
Lineage: Eukaryota; Fungi; Microsporidia; Unikaryonidae
Product: 26S proteasome regulatory complex component
Exons: 1
Coding region: 1-1170 (389 amino acids)
Biological process (GO): ubiquitin-dependent protein catabolic process
Cellular component (GO): proteasome regulatory particle, lid subcomplex
Molecular function (GO): structural molecule activity
Source: RefSeq, a predicted model, not a curated record
AUGAUUGAAGAGCUGAAAGGGAUAGUGAGAAACAAGGAGACAGUGCUUGAGGAAAAAGAAGCUGCAGUCCUUGAGAUUUUUAGGAUCCUGAUUUCCAAGGGUGACUACCAGGAGAUCGGGGCCACUAUCAUUUCAUUGAGAGAGACUUGGGAAGAUAUAACAACACCCAGAAUCACAAAGAUCAUAAGAAACCUUUUUGAAAUGAUCCCAUACUCGUCUGACAACUUUGGAAAUGUUCUUGAGCUUCUUACUGUUCUUGUGGAAUGGGCAGACAAGGAAAAUAAGAAGAUGCUCCGCCUCGACUUAGAGUGCAAAAAGAUAUAUGCUUUGCUGAAGACAGGAAGAUAUUCGGAGGCAUUGGCACAGAUAGGACCUGUAGCCCAUGAGCUCAAGAAGUACGAUGACAAGAUCAAUCUCAUAACCUUAUAUGUGUAUGAAAGCAAGGCAUUCUAUGAGAUAAAGAACAUCUCGAAGUCAAAGUCGUCUCUGACAUCUGCAAGGGUUCUUGCAGUUUCUGCGUACUGCCCGCCCCAGCUUCAGGCACAGAUCGAUCUUCUAAGUGGAAUUUAUAUAUGUGACGAAAGAAACUAUGGAGUUGCGUCUUCUUACUUCAUAGAAGCUCUCGAGGGCUUCACACUUGGAAAGAUGGAUCCUGAAGCCUGCAUAUCGCUGAGAUAUCUUAUUUUGUCAAAGAUCAUGGCAAAUAAGAGAGAGGAAAUCAAUACGGUGAUGAAGAAUAAAAGCACUCUCAAACAUCUUGGAGACGAGAUAAUCAGGGUCCUCCUCAAAGUCAGCAACAGUUUCGCAAACAGAGAUCUGAAGUCAUACACCAAUGUUCUUCAGGAGUAUUCCGAGCAGAUACACAGCGAUUCAUUUAUCUGCAGCCAUCUACAAUACUUGUAUGAUCUUCUCCUUGAUAAGAACAUCAUUAAGAUAAUUGAGCCUUACUCUGUUAUCCGAAUCAGCUUCAUAGCCGAUGUAUUGGGCUUUGGAGUAGACGUCAUUGAAAAGAAGCUUAGAAAGAUGAUCUUGGACAGAGCUGUCAACGGCACCCUCGAUCACAUAGACGAAUGCCUAAUUCUGCAAGGAGAGAAAGCCGAUGAAAGCUUUGCAGACGAAUGCAUGAAACAAGUCAAGGCAUUGAAUUGUAUUGUCUCCCCUCGCUAUUAA